GAUUUAACUCAAAUGUCAUGAAUAUCUAAAAAUGUCAUAUUUUGAAUCAAUUUUCAAUCUCAUCAUUUUCUCAUUAUCACUCCAUGAAACAGAAGGCGUUCUACAUAACUUGACCAGAAAAAUUGUUGGUGGUUAUGAUUGUUCGAUAGAAAAAUACCCUUUCAUUUUAUCCAUAAGGGAAACUAAGACAAUGCAACAUUUUUGCGGUGGAACUUUGAUAAAUCCUUCUUUCGUUCUAACCGCUGGCCACUGUAUGGAGCUUCACGAAACCAAUCCCCAUUUGAUAACAGUUCUAUCGGGUGCCUCAGAAUUCAACAAUGGGGGACUUCAAAGGCAACCAGCGAAGUCCAUUUACAUUCACAGCAACUUCAAUCCCAAAGAUUUUUCCAAUGACAUAGCUCUGAUUCAUUUAGAGGGUGCAUUCGAUAUUAAUGAUUUGACCAAUGUGAUCAAACUCCCUGAUGUUUCGAUUGAAAGUGAUUUAACUGAAGUUUGUGAAUUGGGUAAAGUGAUGGGAUGGGGACAUAGAGAAAAAUGGGUGCCAGAGGAGACUAACUUUAAGUUAUCAUUCACGUUUGAUCCGGUUCUUCAAUGUGUGGAGAUUCCUCUGUUAACUAGAAGAGUUUGUGCUGCAAUAGACCAGGGUUUCUUGGAUCAGUCUUUUGCUUGUGCUAUGGGAUCUGGUAAAGAUGCUUGCCAGGGUGACUCAGGUGGGCCACUGCUCUGUGGAGAUGUUCAGUACGGAAUUGUGUCAAACGGAUAUGGCUGCGCUGUUAAGGAUCAACCAGGAUACUAUACUAGAGUAGAUAGGUUCCUGGUAUUUAUAGAUCAUAUAACCACGAAUAUCCCGAAAGUUGUUCCGAGGAAGUAUUCUCGUAAUCUCAAUAGGGGAGAAAAUCUAUCUUGUUCAAUCAAUAUUAUCGUUAUAUACUUUCUAUUCGUUAGAUUUUUAUAAGUAUAAAAUUAAAUUUUUCAUUUAUC
Molecule: messenger RNA, 981 nt
Organism: Harmonia axyridis
Lineage: Eukaryota; Metazoa; Arthropoda; Insecta; Coleoptera; Coccinellidae
Product: trypsin-like
Exons: 1
Coding region: 32-955 (307 amino acids)
Biological process (GO): proteolysis
Molecular function (GO): serine-type endopeptidase activity
Source: RefSeq, a predicted model, not a curated record